This is a messenger RNA of Ceratitis capitata (Mediterranean fruit fly), 2550 nucleotides long. RefSeq names its product transmembrane protein 64. The record is from RefSeq and is a predicted model, not a curated record. The transcript has 4 exons. Lineage: Eukaryota; Metazoa; Arthropoda; Insecta; Diptera; Tephritidae. Bases 1092 to 2441 code for a protein of 449 amino acids.
UACAAUCCGAUUACAAAAAAAGUAAAAUAAUACAUAGAUGGCAGUGGUAAAGGAAAUAUAAAAUUUAGCUUUAUAGUGAGUGCAUCCUUUGAAAGCAAUGUAAAUGAAAGUUUGCUUGGUUAUGUGUUAUAUGAAUGCUAUAAAAUUUAAAAAUCGGAUCAACAAAUCAUGAACAACAAUAUAACACAAAUAUAUUAGUGAUAUUGAAUCAGAUUAAUUCUGAAGUUAAUCAGAUCAUUUAGAAUUUCAUUAAUUCCAUUCGAAUGUGUGAUUAUUUACUGUAGGCGUGUGUGUAUUACUUAAAAAACUUGUAAGCGUAUGUAACUGCAUUUGCUGCUUGCCUGUGCUCAGAUGUAAUCUGCUUUUUGUAAAAUUAACAAAUAUCAAUGAUAACAAAGGUUGCAAUUAUAGAAGUAUUAACAUCCAUAUACAUACAAUUGUCGACGUACAUAAGUAAGUUCAUCUGCUGCUGUUGUUGCAAUCUGAAAAAGAAAGUGAAUUUUUGCGUGCGUCUCAGUUGUUUUUCGGGUUUUCAUAUGUGAAAUGUGACGAAAGAAAAAAGCUACAAAAAAUUAAUGUGAAAAGCAAAGCAAAGCAAAGAAAUCAACACAAAUAUAAAAACAACGACGUCAGGGCCGUCUAGCUGGCCACAAAGAGUGUAGGCCUUCACAGGCGCAAAGCAGAUGGAUGCCAAGCUCUAGCUGUAUAGUAUACACAACAAACAUUUGCACAUCAUAUAGGUGUACAUACAUACAUGUACAUAUAUACAAGCAAAAGCUACUUAGCGGGUGUGUACGCGAUUGGAUGCCGCAUAUGGCGUAGCUACAUACAUACAUAUAAAUUUAACAACAUGCGCUAAAUUGAGUGAAAUGUGAAAUUUUGACAUGUUUUCGUUUUAUAAAUAAAACCAAUUAGAUGUCAUCAUUUCGCGUUAAUUAUGCAUGUUAUUUGAGGUAUUCAUUCACACAAACACUUUUUACAAUUCCCAUUGAAAAGUGUUUACCGCUCAAUGCAAACGUCUACAAAUUGAAGUUAAAAAAUUAAAGCAAUUGUUCUUGUAUAAUCCCUGACAAAUCAGUAAUUGAUUGGCAAUGAACGCGACCUUGAACUUUGAAGCGAUAACAUCAAGCGACCGGCCACGAUGGUCGCUACAUCAAAAUAACAACAACAAAACUUCACACUACUACCUAUCCGAGGCUAUCACACACACAACAGUCAAACGCGGUGUCGCAGAUGUGAGGGAUAAUGAAAUGAUGGAAGAAACUACGAACACUUGUAGCAGUACGCCCAUCCGCACGCCUGCCAAUUUUUUCGACGAAGGAUGUCUACUCUUCGACAGCGAAUUCUCCGCACGCUCAUUGCACAAAAGUAACAGUUAUAGCGGGUCCAUGCGGCCAAAAGCGUUGACACUCAAACAGAAAUAUUUGAACGGACGCAUUGUCGCCAGUUUGACGGACGAUGAUAUUGCAAGCACUACUUUGAGGAAUGCCUUUCAAACAGCCCCAACAUCCACUAUCGAACUCGAAUCAAAUACAAUUAACAACUACGACAAUGAUGCGGUCGUUGAACUUAAUGACGAACACGAUCUACUUAUGCCAAACCCAACCGUCGCCGGCCGCAGUGCCGACGACAACUACAGGAGAAGUUUAGCCGGCAACAGUCCACGGCGUAGUAUACGUGGUGCGGUAAAGGCGCGUAAUCGUAUGUGUUGCAGUCGAAAAGUUGUCCUUGGUUUCCUGCUGCUUAUACUUGCAAUUGCAGCAUUUCUGUUAUUUGCAUAUCUGACACGCGAUUACACCAAACAUUUUUUACUUUGGAUCGAAGCACAAAACCCGUGGGCUAUAGUCGCUAUACUGUUGGUGUGUUUUGUGGUCGUCAGUUUUCCAAUAAUUGUGGGUUACUUUGUGCUAAUGCUCACUUCCGGUUACCUGUUUGGUGCCAUAAAGGGACUGCUCAUUGUGAUAGUUGGUGCAAAUCUGGGCGUGGCUGUGUGUUAUUGGACAUUGCGGAGUUUCCGACAAUACAUCCCAGUUCAUAGAGUAAUUAGUAAUGAAACAGCGCGUGCUAUAUUGCGCGUCAUAUCGGGGCCGAAAGCAUUUAGAGUCGUGUUGUUUACACGCCUCACGCCCAUUCCAUUUGGUGUGCAAAAUCUGAUAUUUGCGAUCAGUACUAUUAAUCCCAGCGCUUACCACACGGCGUCGCUUAUAGGCCUGUUGCCAGCGCAGAUCAUCAAUGCUUAUUUGGGCUCAACUUUGAGGUCGAUGCAGGAAGUGCUGAAUAAUCAUGGCACAGCGGUGACUGGGUAUAUUAGUUUCGGCGUAGAGGUCAUCUGCGGUGUCGCUCUUAUGGUUUGGGUCAUACAAAAGGCGCGUAAAGAAUUAACCCAGACACUACUCUCUGAUCCUAACAACGAAGGCAAACUAAUCGAAAUAGAUGUGUGAUUGAUGUACAAUACAUAUGCUAGUACAAAGCGUAUACCAGCAGGCUAGGCAGUAGUAUAUACAAUAAGCAAUAAGAAUAGAUUUUAAAUGCUCAAAUAAAGCUCGAAAA